Gaeumannomyces tritici R3-111a-1 is the source of this 1868-nucleotide messenger RNA. RefSeq lists its product as hypothetical. The record is from RefSeq and is a predicted model, not a curated record. The transcript has 4 exons. NCBI's taxonomy places the organism in Eukaryota, Fungi, Ascomycota, Sordariomycetes, Magnaporthales, Magnaporthaceae. The coding region runs from base 470 to 934 and encodes 154 amino acids.
AUUCGCCCAACCUUGCCUUGGCGGCAUCUUUGAUCGGCGGUCUCUUAUGGGGGGUCAGGUCGUCGAAAACUCGUGGACAUGGUCUAGUUGACUCCAGAGGCCACGACAUUUCGCGGUAUCCAAAUCCCGCGUGCUCGCGAAGGAGAGUUGCUGACACAUUUUUGUGAGAAGGGUCCGCGUGGACCCCGAAACCCGCCGCCCAGUGCCGGGGCUUGAAAGAGCUACUGCCUUUGGAAUCCCGCGUGUGCAUGCAUGGUCGUGCGGGAUUUGGAUUCGCUGCCCCGCCCUGUUUAAACUCGCGAUAUCGCCCGCUGUUUGAGCAAUCACCGCCGACGAGAGACCAUAGUUGGAAACCCCGACACGGCCACCUGACAGCAAAGCCUGACAAUAAAGCUCCGGUGAGCCAAUCCUGGCCACGGCAGAGUAGUUCUCAACACUCGCUGCAGUCUUCUUGCCCAUUCUCAGCACAAUGGCGGACGAAUCGAGACCACCAGUGCCCCCCUUCACUAUCGAAACUGCCAAGGUCAAGGUCAAGGCAGCGCAGGAUGCGUGGAACACCAGGAACCCGCAGCUUGUCAAGAUGGCGUACACGCCCGAUUCCAUCUGGCGGAACCGGGGCACGUUUCUCAGGGGCAGGGACGAGAUAGACGCCUUCCUCACAGACAAGUGGGCCGCCGAGGACGGCUAUCGACUACGCAAGGAGCUGUUUGCCUUUACCGACAACAAGAUCGCCGUCCAGUUCUGGUACGAGUGGCACGACAAGGAGGGCCAGUGGUGGAGGACGUACGGGCUGGAGGACUGGACCUUUGCCGACAGCGGCCUGAUGCGCAAGCGGCAGAUGAGCGGCAACGAUGUCAAGAUUGCCGACGAGGAGCGUUGGUUCAAGGACGGCGUCGACGUGAACACGGUCGAUAUCAGCGAGAAGCACUGGUAAGGGCCGCCGCGGGGCGGAAAGGCUGAGUUCCGGGGAAGUGCGAGCUUAGUGGUCAGUCCGUCGGUCGACAACGCAGGGGCGGGCACCCCGUCCUCGCCUUUGCCAGGACAGCCUGUUUCUGGGAAGACUGGCACUACCAUGGUCCAGGCAAAGAAGGUGUGCUUGGCGGUGCCCGCAUCACAGAGUACCCCUGACGCUAGCGAGAGCGUUCAAAGAAGCAAUUCAAACAGCCCAUCUGUGUGCCAGGCACCAGUCCCUGGGAUUGGGUCAGGCGGACGCUGUGGUGGUGAAGGUGCGUGGUCUUGAGAGCCGGGCGCUGGCGGGCUGCGGUCCUUUCAUCUCCUCGGCUGGGUCGCCGGCGCUCGAACAAGCCCGCCGGCUUGUGUGGGCGCAAAGCCGUCAUUCCUGUCAUAUCCAGAGCGAGCAAGGCGACGGGUGUCUGCGAUUGGAGGUGCUCUGUGUCUGCCGUAGCACGCAUCUUGGUCGCUUUGGCUUAGGUUGUUCUAUUGGCUUGUCGACAGAAUACGGCCAAUGAAAAAUUCUCCGUGGCACGGUGCUGGGUUUUUGCGCUAGGGGCUAGGGGUGCUUGUGCGCCCGCCUAGCGCAUGUGCAGGCCUGUGGUCAGGGCGUUUCCGCAUCUGAGGGACAUGGAAUUUGGGUCCCAAUUGCCAGCGCACGGGAAUGGCAUUUGCUUUUCACCAUUUCAGCCAACCCCAUGCAUCUCAGCCCUCCAGCUUUUCUCCCCCUCCCUCACCAUGGACGCGCUAGACAAUCUCGCUGGGACCUGCAGUGUCCUGUCUCACAGGUGGAAGCCCAAGAUCGGAAGCUCGUCUUGGUGUUCCAGAUCGGAAGCCGGCAAAUAAGGGUGGCAGGUAGUGCAUCGGCAACGAACACAUCGGAACCGGCACUCUGGUCGAUCUACCCUCUGAGCUAC